AUGACACCACGGAAUCGCACACUCACGGGCUGCAGUACCUGCCGUGCCCGGCAUCUAAAAUGCGAUGAAACUCGUCCUGGAUGUCAGAUGUGCCGGGCCCUUGGCCUGUUGUGCCCAGGGUACAGGCCGCAAUUAAAAUGGACCCAGGAUCUCUUCCAGCCAGAAUCACAGAUAGAAGAAAACGAGGAUCGCGUAUUUCGUCGUCCAUUGUUUAGAGGUAAGAUUUCAUUCGACGGCAAACUGGCGGUGCAUCUGACUGAUUUGAUAGAGAAUGAGCAAGUGUCAAUGACGCUGAUGACUAUUGACAGCCUUGGAAGCCACACUGCUGAUACAGCAUUGAAAAGCCUCGAUUGCAUGCCUGAAAAUGGCUCGAAAACGACUGCUUUGCCAAAUCCAAGUCGAUUUAAGGGACCGUUUGGUGUCCUGAAUUUCGUGUCGAACCGCGCCUCACCAGACACCAAUUCAGAAUCUGGCGUGGAUCAAACCAGACCCCGGAAGUCAGGCGAACUUCUAUGGCCAACUCCAGAUGUAACAUUUGCCAAAGAAGCUGCUCCUGGCUUUCAACGGCCAGGCCUUGGGAACUCAACCGAGCCAGUCUACUCGUUGGUUGAAGGGUCCAUUAUUGACGAUGCAAUAUCCGAUCGCUCAUUAGACCCGCAUGUUGAUGAUAUCGUUCACCAUUCGCCAUCUCAAGAAUCUGCCAUUUCCCCGAUCCCAUUCUUCUCAACCUUUUCGCCCACCAACUGCCGCCUUGUUCCCAACCGAGCACCGGAACUUUUGCGCUAUUUCAAAAACAACAUAGUGUCACUGUCGCUGCCAUUAAAGGGUAGUCGAAAAUGUCCCUGGCAGACAGUUCAUCUUCCUAGCGCUGAGAAAACUUACGCACAACUUAUUCUCCAUGAGACUGCUAGCCAUACAAGUUUGUCCCUUUUCUACUCCCUCCUUGCCGCCAGCUGUCUCUACCUCUCAGCCAGGGACAAAUCCUCCAUCAAUUGGAAUAAGUUGGGGAAGGCAUAUAAAGAGAUCGCCAGUAAGCAACUUGAGUAUGCUAUUAGGCAAGAGAGUACUGGAUCAGUACGGAUAAAGUACAAGGAACUGUUGAUGGGAUUGUUGUCGAUGGUGAUGCUUGAGGUCUGGAUAUACCAAGAAUCUCCUGUUCAGGUGACAGAAUUUGAUGCUGACACACUAGUGCAGAUUCGCUGCUGUCAAUAUAACGACGCCCAGAACCUUUUGGUCGAGGCUGAAUGUCUUAUUCGGCGGAGAGGCCUGCCAAAACCCCACAAAUCCCUCAAAGUUCGUGUUCUUCAUCACGUCUACGCCUAUCUACGCAUAAUGGCCGAGAGCACAUGUGGUUGCGCCCUUAUGAAUAUUCGCCCGGAACGUCCUAGUUCUAGUUUGCUAUCUGCCGAGUCCUCAUUUCAUUUCCUACGAAGCUUUCGCGUGACGGAUCACAAUCCGGAAACUGAUCUUAAUAUAGAUGUGGAAAAAAGUAUUGAGAUUGGAUAUAAUGACAUCCACUUGGAAGUAAUGGGGACAUGGAAGGAAUCACUCUUUCUAGAGAUCUACGGUGUGCCUGAGGCUUUGAUGAGCCUCCUGUCGCAAACUAUCCGACUGGCAAACGAGCAGGAGCUGCUGAAUCAUGACAGCAUCCUUGACCCUGAUGUUGUUAUUUAUUUGAACCGACGAACUAAGCUUUUGGAACACCAUAUCCUUACUUGGAAACCAUCCGAGGCUCCUCCCGAUUCGCCAGAAGAGCGUUUAGUCAAUACGACCCGUGACCUUGAGAAUACCAAAGCAGCCUACUACGCGGCGAUGGCUGUACAUCAGAGUCUUAUUCUUUUCUACUAUCGACGUGUUCACAAUAUCAACGCAUUGAUUCUUCAAGAUACGGUCCGAAAGGUGAUUGACUUUGUGCGUCAGAGUGAGCAAUCUACCACUGAGGGCGACCAUCACGUACCAUCAUUACUUUGGCCCUGCUUUGUUGCGGCGUGCGAAUCACUAGACCUUGAGCUUCAAUCUCAGCUACUGGAAUGGCUACUUGCCUCUGGACGUCGCACUUCUAUAUCCUCUUUUACCGCUGCUGCCAAAGUUGUUCAGAACGUUUGGAAAUUCCGAGAAGAGACCAUGGACUACACAUACAGCUGGUUUGAUGUUGUGAAUCAAGAUUUAUGUCCAAUAAUUGCAAUUUAA
Penicillium lagena is the source of this 2190-nucleotide messenger RNA. Its product is annotated as Zn(II)2Cys6 transcription factor. Lineage: Eukaryota; Fungi; Ascomycota; Eurotiomycetes; Eurotiales; Aspergillaceae. Gene Ontology annotation, biological process: positive regulation of transcription by RNA polymerase II. The transcript has a single exon. Gene Ontology annotation, molecular function: transcription cis-regulatory region binding; zinc ion binding; DNA-binding transcription factor activity, RNA polymerase II-specific. Bases 1 to 2190 code for a protein of 729 amino acids. The record is from RefSeq and is a predicted model, not a curated record. Gene Ontology annotation, cellular component: nucleus.